Messenger RNA from Limanda limanda (common dab), 879 nucleotides. RefSeq names its product apolipoprotein L6-like. Gene Ontology annotation, cellular component: extracellular region; membrane. Lineage: Eukaryota; Metazoa; Chordata; Actinopteri; Pleuronectiformes; Pleuronectidae. The record is from RefSeq and is a predicted model, not a curated record. Gene Ontology annotation, biological process: lipid transport; lipoprotein metabolic process. Gene Ontology annotation, molecular function: lipid binding.
AUGCUGGAGUUUCUCAACGACCUGGAGGAGGGGGCUAUUCAGCUCGACAGGAUGAAUAUGGGGGCAAAGGUCUCCAGCGUGGUAGGCAGCUCGGUUGGGGCGACUGGAGGUGUGGUCUCCAUUGUUGGCUUGGCGUUAAUUCCUGUGACGGCAGGGGGGUCUCUAGCUCUGACAAUGACAGGGAUAGGUAUGGGAAUCGCCAGCGCAGUCAACAGCGCUGUCACCACCUUCACAGAGAUCGGAGUAAAUAGAAUUCAACAGAACAAAACAGUGGUUUUCCAGAAAUUCAUGGAGGAUGUGCAGAGUCUCCAGGAAUGUCUGGACAAGGUGACCUGUCAAGCCUACACCCAAUUGGAAGAGAGGAUCAUCCCAGUGGCGGUGGGAGUUAUCAAGGGUCUUGGUAAAGUUGGAGUUAUUGCAAAAGGUAUUGAUGCAUUAGUUGAUGCUGCCUCUGCCACUAAGUUAUUGAAAAACGUAGUUGCAGGUGUUGGUAAAGGGCCUCUCGCUCUUAUCAAGUCAGCCAGGUCAGGUUUCAUGGCACUCAAUGCUCUCUUCCUUGGCAUGGAUAUCUUCUUCAACUGUAAGGACAGCAUCACUCUGGCAAAAGGCAAUGAGACCGCCUUCUCACAGUGGAUCAGGGCCAGAGCUUCUGUGUGGAGCUCAGAGAUGGAUUCAUGGAAGGUGAUCCACGACAUCCUGUGUGAGGGCCAAGAGACGUCAGAGAAAAAAAUAGCUCUUCUUGAGAAAACAUUUUAUCCGGACCUGAAGUGGCUUCAGCCCCAGCGCAUUCACCUCCACCCUAUAGUCCUCCACCAACCACUGCCCAUCCACCAGACUCCACGAACAGAACAGCAGACAACAGAAGCAGACCUCCUGUAA